AUGCUUCCAAGUGACAAUAAUUCGCAAUCGCACAAACCAUAUCCAGUAACUUGCAGAGACAUGCGAUUCAACGCGCAAUAUCAAGAGUGGAAACUGGCCAUGAGUAAAAAAAGACAGAAAAAUGAACCUGUACAAACCGCUAAUAUCACAAAAAAGGCAACCACAAAAAAUUAUUGGUUAGAUCCGAUACCAACCAAUAACUAUUAUAAUGCAUUACAAUCGGUAGCUCCGGAAAACGACAAAAUGUACGAACAGCCUUCAACUUCAGCGCCUCCAGUGGAAAAAGUAGUAACUCCGCCACCGAUUUUUGUACAUGUGGUCAAUGAUAUAAAACCUCUAAUAGAAUUGCUAGAAAAUAAUGUUCAGAAACUGUAUUCAUACAAGACCGUUGGUUUGAAGGAAGUUCAAAUUAAUACCAAGGAUCCCCACACAUACAAUACUGUCCUCAAAUUAUUGAAAGACAAAGGUACUCAACUUCACUCAUACCAGGAAAAAACAAAAAGGGCAUUUAAAAUUGUAAUCAAAAAUCUUCACCAUAGUACAGUCAUCGAAAUCUUGUCAAAAGAAAUCUCAGAUCUUGGGCAUAAGCAAAUAAACUCAGGCGUACCACAGGGAAGCGUUUUGGGUCCCACAUUAUUUUUAUUAUUUACCUCAGACAUGCCUACCAUAGCUGACACCAACAUCGCCACUUUUGCAGAUGUUAUCUGCAUUCUAUCGAAACACGAAUGCCCUACAGCUGCGUCUAACGCCCUGCAACAGCAUUUAAAUUUAGUAGAAAUGUGUGUCGUUCAGUGCAAGCAAACAGGAACUUUCCUCUGUGAUAAACUUUGUGAGAAGCUACUGAAUUGCCAACUACAUCACUGUCAGGAUUUGUGUCAUGAAGAGGAAUGUAAGAAAUGUGAAGAUCUAAUUUUACAAGAAUGCUACUGUGGACAUCAGAAUCAAGAAGUCAGGUGUACAUCCGAAACUGCUUGGAGGAAGAAAUAUAGUUGUGGACAAAUAUGCGGUCGAAUGCUCGAUUGCAAAAAUCACACUUGUCUUGAAAUAUGUCACAGUGGAGAUUGUAAGCCAUGUAUAUUGACGCCAGAUAAAAUUUCUAGCUGUCCUUGCGGUAGGGCGCCGCUAUCAAGCGAUAGUCGCCAAACUUGCUUAGAUCCAAUACCUUUGUGCGAAGCAAUUUGUGAAAAACCUUUAGCCUGUGGACUAGCUGAUGACCCUCAUAAGUGUACCAAGAUAUGUCAUGAAGGAUCUUGCUCCGAAUGUCCAUUGGAAACCUUAGUGCGUUGCCGGUGUGGCCAUAUGGAUAUCCAAGUUAAAUGUACAAGCCUGUCUACAAGCACUGAAACAAGAUGUCUCAAAAAAUGUACAAAGAAACGGGAUUGCGGUAAACACAAAUGUAAUGAACCUUGCUGUAUUAUACAAGAGCAUAUUUGUCCACUACCAUGCAGACGUAUGCUAUCUUGCGGACAACACCGUUGCGAGAGCAACUGUCACAAGGGACGUUGUGACCCAUGCUGGCGUUCAAGUUUUGAUGAGCUGACAUGUGAAUGUGGCUACAGCAUAAGGUAUCCACCCAUUCCAUGUGGCGCCCGCAAACCAACUUGUGAUCAAGUUUGCUCAAGACAACACUCAUGUAGUCAUCCCGUUCUUCAUACAUGUCAUAGUGAAGCCGAAUGUCCACCAUGUACCGUUCUAUGUUCCAAGUGGUGUUUUGGUAAACAUGAGAUGCGCAAAACUAUCCCCUGCCACCAAAAGGAUUUUUCAUGCGGCCGUCCAUGCGGAAAAGAAUUACCAUGUGGUAAGCAUUCAUGUCUCUUGCCCUGUCACAAAGGUGCAUGUCUACAAGACGGGAAGACCUGUAGUCAACCAUGUGCUACGCCUCGUUCUUCUUGCAAUCAUCCUUGUCGUAGCCCUUGCCAUGAAGGUAUUUGCCCAGACACACCUUGCAAAGAAAAGGUAUUGGUUUCAUGUCAAUGUAAACUCCGUUCCACAACCAGAACAUGUUCAGAAACGUCGCGCGAUUAUCAACGAAUCGCUUCAAGCUUAUUGGCUUCUAAAAUGGCGGAAAUGCAGAGAGGGGCUACAAUUGACAUUCAAGACAUUCUUAAUAAUCGUAAUGUUAAUUUAAAAACAUUGGAGUGUACUGAAGAGUGUCGCCUGGCCGAACGCAAUAGGCGAAUGAUGUUAGGUUUGCAAAUCAAGAAUCCUAAUACAAGUACUAAGUUACACCCACGUUAUUCUGAUUUUUUAAAACAAUGGGCUAGGAAAGAUUCUUGUUUCAUUAGCAAUAUUCAUGAUAAGCUAACUGAGUUGGUUCGUCUAUCUAGACAGUCAAAGCAAAAAUUCCGGUCAUAUUCAUUUCCAGUUAUGAACAAAGAAAAGCGGCAAGUUGUACAUGAGAUGUGCGAACAGUUUGGCGUGGAGAGCCAAGCCUACGAUCCGGAACCAAAUCGAAAUGUAGUAGCAACCGCAGACAAAGAAAAGUGUUGGCUUCCAAGUAUGAGCGUUUUAGAAGUAAUCCAACGUGAAAGCGGCCAAAGAAAAGUUCCUGUACCAUCCUUCAUUUUCAAAUCAGUACGCCAUGAUUGA
Ctenocephalides felis (cat flea) is the source of this 2589-nucleotide messenger RNA. RefSeq names its product protein shuttle craft-like. Gene Ontology annotation, molecular function: RNA polymerase II transcription regulatory region sequence-specific DNA binding; zinc ion binding; DNA-binding transcription factor activity, RNA polymerase II-specific. NCBI's taxonomy places the organism in Eukaryota, Metazoa, Arthropoda, Insecta, Siphonaptera, Pulicidae. Gene Ontology annotation, biological process: negative regulation of transcription by RNA polymerase II. The transcript has 12 exons. Gene Ontology annotation, cellular component: nucleus. Bases 1 to 2589 code for a protein of 862 amino acids. The record is from RefSeq and is a predicted model, not a curated record.